UUGUUGUUGCUUACAGUUAUCCGUGCGUCUCACAGAAAGUUCACUUUAAUUUGCGUUCAGUCCGAGAAAUCAUUUGUUUUUCGUCAUGUAUGGCGUUAAACAGUCCAUCUUUGCUGUUUGUGUUUAGCUAAACAUUAGCCUCCCUUAAUUGUCCAGUAACAAGCGUUGCUCUCUGGAGACAGGACAACAUAGAGAAAGCAGCAGCAGAAGAGGGAUGCACACAGUUAAUACACACAUCAGCAAUGGAGAAUGAUGGUGAAUUAACACAGGAUGAGGUGUCCAAAUGCCUGUACAACCUGGGACAUUCGGCAACAGGACUCCAGCAUACAUACCUGUGUCUCUCUGUGCCAGGGUGCGACUUGAAAAAUGUCUCCAUUUUAUGCAAUUAUGUCUAUCUUCAAAAGCUAGAGCUUCCCAACAAUAAAAUAAAAGAUUUAUCCUGUGUGAGUCACAUGCCACACCUCAUCAUACUGGAUGCUUCCCACAACCAGCUCACGGAUUUCUUUGGAUUCCAGCCGCCAAAAAAUCUCAAGGAAGUGAAUUUCUCACACAACCAGAUCUCAGUAAUGAAAGAUCUUUCUGCGUAUUCUUCUUUGACCAAACUGAUUCUUGACUAUAACUCUUUUAGUGUGAUCAGAGGCUUGGAAAAGUGUGAAAGGCUCUCACACCUCAGCCUGGCUCAUAACAACAUCUCACGCAUUAGAGGCCUGAACCAUCUACCCCUCAGAGAGCUCUGCCUGAAGGGGAAUGUCAUACAAAAUAUUGAGAAUCUCCAGACUCUACGGAACCUGCAGGUUCUGGAUCUGUCCUGUAACCGAAUUCAAAGUCUUGCAGGUCUCCAAAACCUUCAUCUCCUGGGAGCAGUCAACCUUGAGAGCAAUCUGAUCAGUGAAAUAAAGCAAGCCUCACAUUUACAUUACCUUGUUUUGUUGAGAGAUCUGAAUCUCCUAAAAAACCCAGUCCAGGACCAAGAUGACUACAGAAUGGCUGUGAUCUUCCUUCUUCAGCACCUCACUUUUCUUGACCAACAGACUGUAACUGCAGAAGAGAAGGUGUCUGCUGUUAACAAGUAUGACCCUCCUCUAGAGGUGGUGGCAGCCAGAGAUCACAUGACGCACUUGGUGUAUCAGCUCAUGCAGCCGCAGGUUAUAUUUGACAGUACUCUGCCGAGUCUGGAUGCUCCCUACCCCAUGCUGGUCCUUACUGGCCCACAGGCCUGUGGAAAGAGGGAACUUGCCCAUAAGUUGUGCCAAGAAUUCAGUGACUAUUUUGCUUAUGGUGCCUGCCACACCACCAGGGGACCCUAUUAUGGGGAAGAGGAUGGCUUAGACUAUCACUUUGUUCCCGAGGAAGAAUUUCAAAACAUGUUUCAAAUGGGUAAAUUUGUCCAGACGAUGCAAUACGGAGGUCAUUGGUAUGGUCUGUCUCAGGAGUCCAUUGAGUGUGUGGCUCGUGAGGGUCUGGCAUGUUGUGUACACAUGGAACUAGAGGGCGUGUAUAGUUUGAAGAACUCGUAUUUUGAGCCCCGUUAUGUUUUGCUGAUCCCCACUACUGUUGAUAAUUACAUCUGCUGUUUGAAAGCGAGAGGAUUCUACAGUAACGCUCAAAUGGAAACAGCCGUGUCUCGCAUUGACUUGUACACCAAGACCAACAGAGAAAAGCCCGGCUUCUUUGACAAUGUUAUUCCUUCUGAUGAUCGUGCUGAGGCCUACCGGACUUUAAAGCUGCUGGUGAAGGAGUACCUGGGUUUAGAAGAGCAUGAAAAAAGAGAAGAAGAAAGUAGCUCAAUCACCCCUGACAACAACUCCACUAAUGGAACAGGUGAGUUACUGGCAGCCAACACAGAGGCCACUGACCUCAUGGACUCCUACAGCAGAAACUACCAGAACAAAAUCCAGGCCAAAAUGACCCCUCAACAAAACCCUGCAGAAAUGGCCUCCAGACGGGAGCAGCUAAUUCGGGAAGCGCUGAGUGGAAAGAGUCCUGGUGCUUAUGCAGAGCUGUUUCAGAGGAGUGCACCAACAGCUUCAUCAUCAUUAGCAUCUCACUCCCGGCCUCCACAUGGCCCCUCAUCCUCCCCAAUGCGUCCAGUUGUCCUCAGCGGUCCUGACCUCGAUGAGGAUAGCAGUUCUGAGGAAUCUCAUAUCAGUUCUGGCUUGUCUAUGAGGAGCUCUGCAGGAGCGCUCUCAGCAGAAAGUCCAGCCAGAGGAUCAGAUGCUGGGUCAGGGCACAACAUUGAGCCUUUGGAUAUGUCAAUGUUGGGGCAGGACCGAGACUCCCUUAGAGGUCACAUGGACUCUGGCCUGACCCCUGAUUCUCCUCGCUCAGCCUCCGAGCGUGUCUCACCAACACUCCCCUCCUCCCCGGGCCGCCCAGGUGCCAACACCAAACCAGUCCUGCCCCCCAUCCCAUCUGGACGCAAGACCAAUGAUUCCGGUCCAAAAGAGUGACUGCAAGGAUAGAGAGGUAGUGGAGGGAUUGUAAAAGUGUAGAUAAAGGGAAAUACAUUUUAGGACCUCAUGUUAAUGUUGUGUCUGUCCUGUUAGUAGUGGAAAUAGCUAAAUGACAUCCUUACAGUUUUUUAGUAAAAGUAUUUAAGUUUAAUUAACCCUCGAACCCUUAACCCUUGGUCAAAUAUCUUUGUCUGCCCGGUGCUGUGGACACAGGAAGCCAUACAGUAAUGUCAUAGUGUGAAGUUUUGGUCACACUUUACACUACAUAGAUUAUAUAUACAUACAUGUUACAGUGUAAUUACAAAGGAAGUACUGAGUUAUUGUAAAGAGCAAGUUAUAAUUUAUAUUAUUUCACCACUCUGUGGGAUACUUGAUUCUGAUUGGUCAGUUGCGGUAUUCUGCACUUAAAUACUUUUGCAUUAUAACUGUGUAAUGGACCGUUGUCCCAGGCAAACUAUUUUAUAAUUAACUGUGCUAGCUAUUUCUUCUCGCAUAAUCAAAUAAUUUAUACUCUAAUCCAUUUUUAAUGUCCAUUAGUUUAUUUAUUUGGUAAUUAGCCAAGGAAUAAGUAAGAAGAUGUACAGUCAGAUGGUCAUUAACACAAAUAAAUCCUGGCAGGGUGAUUAGGACCUUGAUGUUGUCCGAAUUACUAUAUAUGCAACAUGGACAUGUAUUGUAAAAUGUUACUCAAAUGGAAUACGUUCUUCUCCAGUGAGCAGAUGGAGAAUGUUGUAUUUGAUUAGAUAGAGUUUUCUGUCUGAGUGCCUGUAAUUAAUGUAUCUCUUGGUUAUAUCUGACACACAUAAAAAAGGUUCACAUUUUAGAAGCUGCCCAUAUUUUUAUAGUGUAUGUAUCCUUAUCUGUUCAAAUGUAGAACCACACUUUAUGUAUAAAUACCUACAAAAACCAAUGUUGGUUUUCAUGUAAGAGAUCAUUUUGGAUUUACAGUAAAUGACUCAACCCCCAUGUUAAUUUGAGUAAAUACAGUAUGAGACAGCUGUAUACAGGUUUCACUUGACACAAGUUGCAUUUCAUUUCCCCAUUCAUUUUUCAUCAGUGCAAGGUAUGUGUUGUGGGUGAGUUUGUGUGUGGAUCUGUUUGUACACACACCUGGCCAUCCAUCAGCGUCAGUCCCUCUAACUAGCAGAUGUUGCAAUGAUCUCAUAAUUCAGUAAGGCAGUUUCAGACAAGAUGGCUCACAGUACUUUGAGAGCCUUCAGGCAUAACCUACAUACAGAGACAGUCUUCACACCUUAGUUACCUUAUCAUCCAUAUCUAAAUCCCAUCUCUCUCUCUCUUUCUGUCUCCUAAUACUUCACAAUAAUCUCAUAAGCACAGUUGUCCUCUCAAAAAAUGUGUACUGUGGAAGUACAUGAAAAUAAAGGUGUGAUGUAAUUUUUGUGAUGGAAAAUAAUGACUGUUUUCAAACAGGUUUCACAAACAGUCAAUGAACGACAGAAUGUGUCAGUUAUGCUGACAUUGUUUUUGUGUGUGCACUUAAGAUGGUGUGAU
Molecule: messenger RNA, 3965 nt
Organism: Myxocyprinus asiaticus (Chinese sucker)
Lineage: Eukaryota; Metazoa; Chordata; Actinopteri; Cypriniformes; Catostomidae
Gene: lrguk
Product: leucine-rich repeats and guanylate kinase domain containing
Exons: 20
Coding region: 243-2450 (735 amino acids)
Cellular component (GO): cytosol
Molecular function (GO): GMP kinase activity; protein binding
Source: RefSeq, a predicted model, not a curated record